This is a messenger RNA of Rangifer tarandus platyrhynchus (Svalbard reindeer), 699 nucleotides long. NCBI's taxonomy places the organism in Eukaryota, Metazoa, Chordata, Mammalia, Artiodactyla, Cervidae. The record is from the annotation of a GenBank genome assembly.
AUGAGCAGAGUAGGGCAGCGUUGGCUGUGUAUGCACGGGAGUUUCUUGGCUUCAGAGACGCCCAGUGGCACCUGCCUCUCGCACUGUGCAGGUGUUGUCCAAGGACCAUGUGUUUACAACAGGCGCUGUGUCGUGGAAAGUCCUGGGCCCACAUUCCUCGCUAAUGGAACUUCUGCCUUCCUGGGUCUCUUGUUCUUGGGCAGCCUGAGACCAACAGGAGCAGAGAGCUGGGAGUGUGUACAAGGAAGAUGCAGUGUUGUUGCCUCAGGCAUCACUGGAUUUGGAGUGGGUAGGGUGGGCCCCCGAGAGGCGAUGGUCUGUGAAGAACAGGCCGUGGAGGGUAACGCAGAAGUCCCCGGUUCACCCUUCAGAGCCUGUAAACUGCAACAACCCACUGUGGUCUUGGCUGCUGGGCGGUCAAGGACUUUGGCUUCCUGCCUCUCCUGGGCUGGCCUGGACACUUGUCGUGGUGCCCGGGGUGGGAUGUCAGCCUCUGGUGAGGCUGCGAGGUCCGGCUUGCGUGCAGGAGGCGCCGGAGCCCAGCUGGUUCGGGCAUCACCUCCUUGGCCAUUGUUGUGUGGCUUCCCUGAUUCAGCAGCCUUGACCUGCCCCAGGGCCCAAAGCCAUUGGCAGAAACUCGUAGCCUCUUGCAGGGAAAUGUUCUCCUCUACCCUGAGUCUCCCACCUGCCUGUCAGUGA